UCUCUCCCUCUUACCCUUGUCUGUCAGUGUGAUCAAUGGCUUGACUUCCUCUUUUUGCUAAGGCUGUAGGCUGUAUACAAGAACACAGGAUUCGCCUGGUGCUGCUCUCAGUUUCACAGCAGCAGCAGCAGCCAGCAGUGCUUGAAGACAAUUAUAUCUAGAAAACACGCCGGAUUCCCUCUGCAGUCAAGAUGAGUGCAGGGGAUGUGGUCUGCACCGGCUGGCUCAUCAAAUCUCCCCCUGAGAAGAAACUAAAGAGAUAUGCAUGGAGGAGGCGAUGGUUUGUUCUUCGAAGAGGACGUAUGAGUGGGAACGCAGAUGUGUUGGAGUACUACCGAAACACGACCUCAAAGAAGCCCAUCCGCACCAUCGACCUGAGAGAGUGUGAGGUUCAGAUGCAGAUGGAGCAACGCCUGGUCAAGAGGGAGUUCCAGAACCAGCACAUCUUUGUUGUCAAGACGUCGUCUCGCAUUUUCUACCUGGUGGCCAAGACUGAGGAAGAGAUGAACAGUUGGGUCAGUCAGAUCAGGGAGAUCUGUCACUUUGGACCUCUUGAUGAUGGGACAGAAUCAGAGGAAGGUUUCUCUCACACCCCAACCCCCCAGCAGCCUUCACCAGUGCUCUCCCGAAAUAUGUCAUUCAUUUCCAACCAUGACUUUAUGGCCAAUGGCAACAGCAGAGUGGAGAUGCCUAGCCAGAUGGAACCCAACCAUCCACUGGACUACCUCGUCCUCUCACAGUGUGAGACAGGGAGGUUCAGCAUCUCUAGAUGCGACAGCUUUUCAAACUCUGAGAGAUCUCUGGAACAAAAUUCAUCAGACGCUACUACUGAAGAUGUCUUCUCUUCACCCCUCGGCACUGAUCCUUCUCUGUCUCCCUUUGCCCACACUGCACCAUCUCCGUCCCCCUUCCCCCACACUGGACCAUCUCCGUCCCCUUUCCCCCACACUGGACCAUCUCUGUCCCCCUUCCCCCACACUGGACCAUCUCUGUCCCCCUUCCCCCACACUGGACCAUCUCCGUCCCCUUUCCCCCACACUGCACCAUCUCCGUCCCCCUUCCCCCACACUGGACCAUCUCUGUCCCCCUUCCCCCACACUGGACCAUCUCCGUCCCCCUUCCCCCACACUGGACCAUCUCCGUUCCCCUUCCCCCACACUGGAUCAUCUCCGUCCCCCUUCCCCCACAUAAGGACGCAUGACACCCCCUUCAGCGCACCAUGUGGCCCCACGUCAACCUCUUCCUCUCCUCGAACUCUCCAUCGUACACCAAAUGUCUUCCAGUUUGACAAGCCAUACUCUUCUGCCAUAUUGGAGGCAACUAGUGAUGGACUAACUCCCCCUCCUCUGCCCCCCAAGCCUGUCCACCUCUUAGAGCACCUCAGUGAUGACGGCUCCCACGGGCCUCUGGCAGGAAUUAGGCAGCGGCUCACAGGCCAACCUGCACUCAUCCCCCGGAGGAUCUCAUUGUCAGGCCUGCCAGACCACUUCAGAAGAGGAGACAUUGAGGGGAAUGCAUUGAGGAGCAGGAACAAAAGGCUCAGUCUCAAUUUGCCACAUGUCAUUGACACACAAAGUCCAUACUGCCAUGAGGACUCAUACGUGUCCAUGGCCUCUCCGCCUGUCUUUGUUGGUGAAGAUGUAUCGGACGGCUACGUCCCUAUGAGCCCCACUCCAAUCAGCUUCCUCAAGGCUAAUGGCAAAACAGAGGCCCCUCUCACUCCCACCCCCCUUUCCACUGCAGAUCUACAUGAGGAUCAAGAACCACCUCCAAUCAACAGGGAUCUCAAACCACGCAGGAGAGCACGGCCUCCACCACUGGACCUGAGGGGCCUGUCCACUAUCAGAGAAUGUCCGACUCAUAUGCCUUUGAUCAGAACCAUGACAGAGCCAGGCAAUUCACUGCAAGGAAAACUGGGAUUUAAAGGAGACCAAGAAGCCAGCAUUCCAAUAGAGUCAAGGCAACAGCUCUUCUCUACAAACGAGGGAGCCUCCCAGCCGUGGCUUAGGAGAUCAAACCUCGACUACCUUUCACUGGAUUUCAAUUCUGCAUCCCCCUCUCCUGUGCAAAAGAAGCCCUUCCUUGCUGAUGAACACAGGGUGGACUAUGUGCAGGUGGAUGAGAAAAAGACUCAGGCCCUGCAGAACACUAAGAUGGAGUGGAAGGAUGUCCGGCAGUCUAAAGUGUAAAUCAGAUGGAGAAAAAGUAAGAUGGGAUAAAACACAAAUACUUUCCAUUUCACAAAACAAGCGGAGCAAAUGCAACAUCAGGUUCUUUCAUGUACAAAAUAAAAGCACUUUGAAAUGCAUCAGAUAUAAACAUCUAUGAGAGAAGAAAGUAGACGUGUUGUCAAAGAAGGUUUAAAUUACUGGUUUGUAGUUUGGGGGCAUCAAAAUUCACUAUAAAAAUAUCACAUCAAAGUUACACUGUGAAUGUCACCUUACCAUGCACUGGGUCACAAUGCUGUUUUUGUAUAAAAUGUUAUGCAAUGAAAAGGACAUUGCUCAUUGCUCAUUCUUUCGCUGAAACAGAUUGUAUGGAUUCUUAAUUCACAGGAAUUCAGGGAUUAUGUUUUUAUAUGAACAAUGGUCUGAGUUUGAGAUCAUCUUAAACCAAAUGAACACGUGUCUAAGUGUUAGCCCUGGAAUCCUAAAGACAAAGAUAUGCAUUAAUGCUUCUGCCCAGCGCAUUGUAUUUGUUGUUGUUUUUAAAGUUCUGAUGCCUUGGAUUGGCAGCCAGCAGGAAUAGAGCCAUGCAAUCUGUAGUCAUGCACAUAGAGAGUGAAUGGAGUGGUAUCUAUCAUUCAGAGAACUCAUACAGUAUCAACAGGAUGAACAUCUCAGACCUGAUACUGUGUAGGCCUAACAGUACUGUGUUAUUACUGUUUAACAGAAGACCUGUUUAUAUCUGCUUCUAACAUACAUCCUUUGUCCUGACCUUGUCCACAUUCUGAUUGUGCCCUCAUUUUCAGACAGGUGUAAAUUAUUAAAAGACGCAUUGUGAUCUGAUUGAGAUCAGAUCUUCUUGACCACCUCUGGAAGUAUUCAGGGACCCAUUGUGUCUGGAUAUCUUACAAGUGUAGAAGGAUCUGGACAGUGAAACCAUUUAAAUCAUCAUUAUCCCGCCUUCUUAGCUUCAAAGGCAAGCCAGCAUUGGGAUGCAGGGUGGUAUGCUGCUGUCAUCAACAUGUCUUAAAAUAAAUAAUAUUUUGAAAGAAUGCCUGUCAGAAAAUGUGCAUACAGGGAGGGACCAGGAAAUCUGGUCACAAGGCAGACACAGUGGAUGGAUAUGAGACAGAAAAUGUGGGCACAAUCAGAAUGUGGACAAGAUCAGGACAAAGGACGCAUGUUAGCGCCAGGUAUAAACAAAGCUAGAUGGUACCGAUGACUCAAACCACAAUAUCCACACCAUCUCGAUAGGUCAAUCUACAGCAGAAAGCACAAAUCACUCAGUGUGCCUAUCCUAAACUUGGUGAGGGUAACUAACUACCUUACAAUGAACGGUCUGCUCACAAAUGUUGGAAAAGCCAUACAGUCUUAACUAGAUGUUUCUACAGAUGAACCCAUUGAACCCAUGAUUUUAGCAUAAGCGGUACCAUCUUCAGGUUGUGAGUUUUACUGUUUAAAUGUAUGCUUUAACGUGUCCGUGUAAUGUAUGCAGAUGCACAUCUAAGAAUGUUUUCAUGCUUUAAUAAAUCACUAUUACCUGAAA
Messenger RNA from Coregonus clupeaformis (lake whitefish), 3711 nucleotides. Its product is annotated as GRB2-associated-binding protein 3. NCBI's taxonomy places the organism in Eukaryota, Metazoa, Chordata, Actinopteri, Salmoniformes, Salmonidae. The record is from RefSeq and is a predicted model, not a curated record. The transcript has 10 exons. Bases 192 to 2189 code for a protein of 665 amino acids.